AUGUCGUACAUUCUUCCAUCUAUCUGUCUCCUCAUUAUUGCUCUAACUCAUAUGAUCUCUGCCAUUACCCUUGAGGAGGGUAUGGCUAAUAAGGACAAGUAUAUUUUCUAUGACACCUCCAGUUUUAAUGCUGGGAUACAUGCUGGAUUGGCCCUCUUAAUUACAUUUGGCAUUUUGGGAACUUUUACGUCCACCGUAAUGGCCAUCACAAAAGCCUUAGAGAAGCGAAGAAAGCGCCAUACUCUUACUACGUCCCAUUAA
Molecule: messenger RNA, 261 nt
Organism: Rodentolepis nana
Lineage: Eukaryota; Metazoa; Platyhelminthes; Cestoda; Cyclophyllidea; Hymenolepididae
Source: the annotation of a GenBank genome assembly